GACAAACCAUGUGUUGACUUUACACAUGGCGUAUGCGUGUUAAAAACAUUUUGGUGUGUGUUCAAGAACAUUCUAAACAGUUUCUGUUAUUUGGCAGUUGUGUUGUUUUCAAUUUUUUAAAUUAACUGACCAAAAGAGGAAGAUUAGCCGAUUAACUGUUCAGUCUGUCAGCUCUUGACAUAAAGGACAGGGAAAUGUGAUUGGCUAUUUGCUCUUCAGUGCAAUAAAAAGGGAAGUGACAAAGGGAGUGAAAAAAGGCUCAGUGCAAGUUUUAACAGCUGAUGUCUCUCAGCCUACUGUAGUGCUACACAGGCCAGCAGACAUGGAGACUAAUAGCAAAGAAACACUACAAGCAGACUUUGAUGUAUUUGAUAUUUCUGAAGAGUUUGGAUUUCUACUUGAAGAGCCACUGACUCACCUCCCAGACCAUUAUCAGGUGUGGCUGGACCUCGCAAAUAAUCUCAUACAUCUGAUAGAAUCACGUAAACUACGGGAUCUGGUUGAUAAGAUGCCGGUCUUGAGUCCAGAUCUUUUGAGUGACCAUCGGGAGCUUAGGCUCGCUCACCUAGCACUAGGAUUCAUCAGCAUGGGAUAUGUAUGGCAGGAAGGACAACAUGCACCUGCUGAGAUACUCCCAAAGGCUCUGGCCCUGCCUUUUUGGCUGGUAUCACGCAGACUUGGCCUUCCACCGAUCCUGACAUAUGCAGAUUCAGUUUUAGCCAACUGGAAGUUAAAGGAUCCCACAGGGGAUAUGAGAAUUGGGAACAUGGACCUGAUAUUUUCCUUCCCUGGUGGUGACACUUGCAGGGGAUUUUUUAUUGUGUCACUGCUGGUUGAGAUGGCGGCUUCACCCGGCAUAAUGGGGGCGCUGGAGGUGAUGCGCGCCAUUAAAGUCUCUGACCUCACUGGGAUAAAAAAUGGCCUCAUCAAAGUAACUCAGUCUUUAAAGAAGAUGAAGGAAAAAUUCAAAUUUAUGCACAAUCACGUGGAGCCAGCUGCAUUUCAUGGAAAAUUGAGAAUUUUUGUCUCAGGAUGGAGAGACAACCCAAUGCUUCCAAGGGGGGUGAUGUAUGAAGGUGUGAGCGAUGAGCCUAUUUUGUUAUCAGGUGGGAGUGCUGCCCAGAGUUCAGCUAUUCAAUGCUUUGAUGCUUUGCUGUGCAUCCAGCAUGAGGAAGAGACAGGAGCGUUCCUGACACGCAUGAGAGACUACAUGCCUCCUGCCCACCGUCAGCUGAUAGAAACGCUCUCCGUCUGUCCACCGCUGCGAGACUUCAUCUUGUCCUGCUCCAACUCUGACCUCUGUCAGGCCUACAACUCUUGUGUCUCCGCACUGGUGGAUUUACGAAACUAUCACCUCAAUACUGUGACCAAGUACGUCAUUAUUCCUGGUAACCACGCGCAAUCUGUGGGCUGUCCAUUCAGAGGUGUGGGUACUGCACUCAACACCACUGGGACUGGUGGAUCCAACCUCAUGGUCUUCCUUAAGAGUGUUCGUAACACCACUCAAAAGGCACUGAUUUUAGAGAGACUAUCAUAGUCUAGAAACCUCAGUGUAUUUCCUGGCACAUAUAUACUGCUCCAAAAAAAUUUAAGAAACAUUUUUAACUCAGAGUAUAGCAUCAGGUGAAUUAAAUUUCUGGGAUAUUGAUCUGGUCAGUUAAGUACCAGAGGGGGUUGUUAAUGAGUUUCAGCUGCUUUUGUGUUAAUGAAAUUAACAGGUGCUUUAGAGGGGCAGCAAUUUGACAACCCUCAAAACAGUAAUGGUUUUACAGGUGCAGGACACUAACAUUUUCCCCUCCUCAUCUUCUCUGAAUGUUUUUUUCUGUAGUUUUGCAUUUGGCUAGGGUAAGAGCCACCACGUUACUGUUAGUACAAAACUUCCAGGACAGCACAUCAAUGCGAGCCAUUGCCAGACGAUUUGCUGUCUCUCCCAGCACAGUCUCAAUUGCAUGGAGGAGAUUCCAGGAGACAUACAGUUACUUUAGGAGACUUGGACAGAGUUGUAGAAGGUGAUAUAUAUAUGCCUGAUAUAUGUCCUUUGUGCAAGGAACAGGAUGAGCACUCCCAUAUCAAAAUGACCUGCAGUAGGCCACUGGUGGGAAUGGUGCUGCCCUGUGCUUUUCAGUAGGUUAGCCCUAAGAUCAUGUGACAGAGGUGAAAGGGCCUAGAGAUGCAAUACUGCCUGUAACAUUGUUCAGCAUGACCAGUUUAGUGGUGGAUCAUUUAUGGUCUGGUGAGUCACAUCCUUGCACACACAGACCUCCACAGGCUAGGCAACAGCAUCAUGACUGCCAUUAGGUAUUGGGAUAAAAUCCUUUACCCACUGGCAGACCCUCCACUGUGGGUUAUGGCUUUCUCCUGGUGCAUGGCGAUGCCUGGCCUCAGGGCGUGAAAGUAUGCAGGUAGUAGCCAAAAACACAAAGCAAAAAUGAAAAUCAGCACAAAGACACUUCAAAACGAUCGCCAUAGUGAUUCUACUGUAGAAACCCGAACAGGUAGAAACGGAGGCUGCUGCCUGACUUCUUAUCAGUUUGUUAACUGUUGAAAUUCAGGGUCACUGCUGGCCUGGGGUUGGCAUUCGCUCAGCUUUCACUCUGGGUUCUUGGCUAGCUUAGUGUUAGCAUUCUGUCUGGCUAGCCUAAUGUUAGCUUGCUAUCUGUGCACGUGCUUGCAAACAGCCGAUGUUGCAGCAUAAAGUAUC
This is a messenger RNA of Maylandia zebra (zebra mbuna), 2701 nucleotides long. Its product is annotated as indoleamine 2,3-dioxygenase 2-like. NCBI's taxonomy places the organism in Eukaryota, Metazoa, Chordata, Actinopteri, Cichliformes, Cichlidae. Gene Ontology annotation, biological process: 'de novo' NAD+ biosynthetic process from L-tryptophan. Gene Ontology annotation, molecular function: heme binding; metal ion binding; indoleamine 2,3-dioxygenase activity. Gene Ontology annotation, cellular component: cytoplasm. The record is from RefSeq and is a predicted model, not a curated record.